GAAAAAGAGAGAGAAACAAUGCGACUUACCUGAGAAGUGAGAAAUGGCGACCAAAUUAAAUCAGUGGAGCACUAAAUCAAACGGGCGGAGGUCACCUCUCAACAGUCAGCGACUCAGCGGUCCAGGCUCCGGCGACUAGAAAAGAGAAGGUUUCAGCGACCGACAAAGAGGAGAGAGAUCGUACGGUACGAAUGCGGGGAACAAUCCAGCGACCAGAAAAGGGCGCACGACAGCAACGAUCUUAAUGGGUGUUGUUAUUCCGGCCACAGCCACUACUGAUAUAGUAAUUGGACCUUGGGGAGGUGAAGGUGGCGACACUCCCUGGAUAUUCAAACCAGAGGGUAGGAUUGUCGAUAUAUCCAUCCGAAGUGAAGAAGCAGUAGAUUCCAUUAGCUUCAACUACACGGAUAAAGAGGGUCUUGAAGACGAUUCUGAAAUAUAUGGUGGCGAUGGUGGCUUACUUCAUGCGCCUUGUCCGAGGGUGAAAACAUCAUUGGGAUUAGUGGAACUAUCGGAAAAGUUUCAAACAACACAGUGAUUACAUCAUUGUCUUUCAAGACAG
Messenger RNA from Lactuca saligna, 562 nucleotides. The record is from the annotation of a GenBank genome assembly. NCBI's taxonomy places the organism in Eukaryota, Viridiplantae, Streptophyta, Magnoliopsida, Asterales, Asteraceae.